AAGAUUCAAGGAAGAAUUAUGUUCCCCGUCCCAUUUUAUCAUUCGGAGACGAAACAACGUGAGGUGGGUCAAAAGCAGGGAAUUUUUCCAUUUCUUGGUGACGCACUUCUCUAAUUUUUAGAAAGGGGCAAAGUGAAAAGUUAUUGAAGUCUGAUACACGCUUCAACGACCGAUCGAUUUUGCUCAUUGAGAGCUAAAUUUGGCUGCGAAUUUGUUCCAUGAUGCAUUUGAUUCUCUAAAAUGAUUUGAUUUUCAUUCUAAUUUGAAUUAUAUUGAUGUCAACCCCAAAUAUAACCCUAUCGAUCGCUUCAACUCAGAACAUCACAGAUCCCUCAUUACGGAGAGAUUCCCACACAAUUUCCAAAUGGUACAAUUCAGGAAGCACGGGGUGCACCGGAUUCUGGCGCGACGCAGCUCUUGUUGUACCCUCAGUGUUGUUCGUGCUGUACCUAGGGUUUCAAGCUAGGCGAUAUCUGAAGAAGCUGAGCCACCGCAGGUCUUAUGUAAUGAUUUCGUACUAUGCGCUUAUCUGGUUCAGCGUUCUUCUCAACCUCGCCUGGUCAUUUCUUCAGGAAUGGCAGUGUGCUCCAGGGAAGGAGAUUGCAUGGAACUUAUUGUCAUUAUUCACGGAAAGUGGAAUGCUAUUCUUAGAAAUUAGCUUAGUGGCCUUCUUGCUCCAAGAUAGUUAUGCUAGUGGAUUGGAAGCUCUGGCACGUACUUUCAUAUUUUCAGGUGUCUUUGUGGCUGUCGAUAUACUUCUCCAGGCAAUAUUCAUAUUUGGAUUUGGGGUUCCACUCUUUAUUGAUGGUGAGACGACACAUCGGGGAAAGUGGGGUGUAUGGUUCACUCAUACCCUAGUGCUUGCAGCAGCCUAUGGCUAUAUUGCAUUCGUGCACUAUUCAAAAUGGAGAGAUAAGUUGCCACCAAGACCAGCAUUCUACAACUAUGUCAUCCUCAUGUUUAUAGUCAAUGUAACUACAUUGUUUGCCUGUGGGCUUGCCGGAAUUGGAGCUGGCUUCGGACUUUGGUCGUACAAUUUUAUAGUGAUAGUUCGUCACUCCCUCUAUCUUCCAUUUCUGUACAUAAUUUUUCUUGCUGACUUUUUCCAGGAGGAAGAUUGGCUGUUGGAUAAUGCUUAUUACUCGGAGAUGAAAGAUGCAGGGUUUUUCGAUACUGACUGGGAUUAGCCUAUGGAAAUAAUUUGUAUGGGAUCAAAAUAUUUCAGCUGGACGGACUUGUAAAUGAAUUCCGUGUAAAUUUCUGCAAUAUUUACCUUGCGUUAAAACAAUGAGCGUGGUGCACAUUUGUACUACCACGAGCAAAACAAAAAUCCGAAACAAGUUGUGGCACAAACCAAUCAUUAAGUCGAUCUUGAUUCAUGAUUGACAAUU
This is a messenger RNA of Olea europaea var. sylvestris, 1391 nucleotides long. RefSeq names its product transmembrane protein adipocyte-associated 1 homolog. NCBI's taxonomy places the organism in Eukaryota, Viridiplantae, Streptophyta, Magnoliopsida, Lamiales, Oleaceae. The record is from RefSeq and is a predicted model, not a curated record. The transcript has 6 exons. Gene Ontology annotation, molecular function: G protein-coupled receptor activity. Gene Ontology annotation, cellular component: plasma membrane. Bases 276 to 1187 code for a protein of 303 amino acids. Gene Ontology annotation, biological process: G protein-coupled receptor signaling pathway.